Scheffersomyces amazonensis is the source of this 787-nucleotide messenger RNA. RefSeq lists its product as uncharacterized. The transcript has a single exon. NCBI's taxonomy places the organism in Eukaryota, Fungi, Ascomycota, Pichiomycetes, Serinales, Debaryomycetaceae. The record is from RefSeq and is a predicted model, not a curated record. The coding region runs from base 150 to 683 and encodes 177 amino acids.
ACAAAAACCACAAAAUAGGAAUUCCAUUUUUAGCAUUGAAUAUUAAAAAAAACUUAUCUACUUAUAACUUUUGAUGUCAUUGAAGACUUUCAGUAUAAAUUACGAUUUCUGAGAAGUUCACAUAGGACUGUGUAAAUACUUUGGACAAAAUGGGAGAAAAGGAAAAUGUCUACAUAUCGUUACCAUUGCAUAAACGAGAUGCCGAGACGAAACAAAGCAUUGCCAGAAGAAAUAGAAAGUCCAUUGGAUUAAUUAUGACGGCACUUUUACUAGUGUUGUCAAUUACUUACUUAGCUAAUGGGGUUUUAUUCGUAUCACCUACAUCGAUAUCCAGCUAUAGUCAGACAAAACCCAAUACUGAUCCUGAAUUCACUACACCAUCGAUUGCGACCCCAUCUUUAACUUCAUUAAUGAGUAAUUCACAUGACGCAGGAUCGGAAGAAAUUCCUAAUAUCAGUAUAGAUAAAGAUACAACUAAGAGAGAUGAUACUACUUCUGAUCAAUCAUCUGAUAAAAAGAAAUCAACACCAAUCUAUGAUAUGGUCGGAGUAAGAGUAGCAUUUGUACUUGUAGGAUUUGUACUUUUAAAUAUGCUUGCAAUAGUCAUUCAUCAUAUAUUCUUGAAAGCUUCUCGAGCAACGUCAUCAUACAAGAAUAUAGAGUUACAUUAUUCUCCAUUCUGAUUUCAUUUUAUAUACUAGUAUUAGGAUAAGUAUUAUUUUGAGUACAUUUAGGCAUUUAAUACGUUCGUUUAUAACAAAACAAAUAUAUAUCUCGGUUAUAUAUA